Molecule: messenger RNA, 960 nt
Organism: Thyridium curvatum
Lineage: Eukaryota; Fungi; Ascomycota; Sordariomycetes; Thyridiales; Thyridiaceae
Exons: 2
Coding region: 1-960 (319 amino acids)
Biological process (GO): tRNA methylation
Cellular component (GO): cytoplasm
Molecular function (GO): tRNA methyltransferase activity
Source: RefSeq, a predicted model, not a curated record
AUGGCCGACUUACCAGACUCACCACCUCAAUUCUCCUCAAGAAAAGCCAAGAUCCUCGAGCAGCUUCAACUCCCAGACACCGACUACACCGACGCCUCGCCCAAGGGCUCAGUAGAUGAGGGUAUCAAAGAGCUCAUCGCCGAGAUCAACGCAUACGAUGGUUUUGUGACGACCAGCAGCUGCGCUGGCCGAGUCAGCGUGUUUCUCGAGGGCGUCAAGGCAGACUCGGGCCCUUCAAGCGACCCGGAUGAGGAACCGGAGUCUCGAGUGCCCAACCAGGUCGCCAGCUCCGGAGGCAAAGGAGGCGGCGGCAAAUGGUUAUUCGUCUCCCACGACCCUUUGGACAGGUCGGAAGGCUCCUCAGAUGCAACAUCUAGCGGAAACCAUUGGCGAGAUCAGUUUGCUCUCCCGGCCGUCGAUGGGGCCGCGAUGGAAUCAAUGUGCAGUAUCAGUGCCGGGUCUUGUCGUCCACGUCUGAUACAUUUCAAAUUUGAACCUAUGAUCCUUCAUAUUCUUACCGCAUCACUAGCACACGCCCAGCUCGCUAUCAAAUGCGGUCUGCAGGGCGGCUUCCGCGAGAGCGGUGCUCUCAACUUGGUCCCCGGCUCUUCAAGUCACGCGGUGACCCCUAUGGUGGCUAUUCGAUCCAUGGGGCUGGGAUUUGAAUCUAUGAUCGGUAUCGAGCAAGUCGAUGGCCAACGGUACUGCACUGUUGCGCCGGAAUACAUCGCAGCAUUGGUAACCCUAGCCAAUGAGCAUUUCGCGGAGAACCAGAGAAGGAUACAGAGGUUCAGGGAGGCCCUCAAAGAAUCGAUGCAAGGGCAAGUAAAGCUGAACAAGGACGGUAUGGCGUGGGAAGAUGCUGCAGCACGGAGAGAACGCAAGAGGGCAGAAGGUCUGAGGAGGAGGGAACAGCUCAGGCAGUCGCAAAGGCCAGCAACAGAAGACCCCGAUACUUGA